Megalopta genalis is the source of this 3160-nucleotide messenger RNA. Its product is annotated as terminal uridylyltransferase 7. Gene Ontology annotation, molecular function: RNA uridylyltransferase activity. NCBI's taxonomy places the organism in Eukaryota, Metazoa, Arthropoda, Insecta, Hymenoptera, Halictidae. The record is from RefSeq and is a predicted model, not a curated record.
CCAUCCGGUCAAAUUCAUGUGAAACAAAAACUAAAAAUGUCAAUGUAGUCAUUAAAUCAUCAAAAAAUACAAAUGAAGAGGUUCAUAAGAACCAGUAUAUAUUAGAUGUUAAUGUUAAAAAACUUAGCACUGGCAAAUUUCAAUGUAAAAUUUGUAAAUGUUCUUUAACAAGACGUGAUCACAUGUUGCUACAUGUAAAAGGAAAGCAACAUGUUGCAGCCAUUGUAGCACUAAAACAAUCAAAGAAACAACAAAGUAAUUUAAAAUUAUCUGAGAUUAAAAUUUGUUCAGAAGAGAGUAAACAAACAUUAUCGAGCCAUGAAAUCCUUUCUAGAUGUGACACAAUUUUUUAUGUAGUGCGUAAUAGAAAAAUGAAUUCAAUACAUGAUUAUUUACAACAUAUUAAUGGAAAGUGUCAAUCAAUCAAGUGGCAACUAAUCAGGGAAUAAAUUCAAAGGACAAUGCAGAUGAAAAUAAUGUAGAAAAUUCUGAAAGAAAUGUAAAUACAAGUUUAAAGCCAAUAACUAGCAAUUUUAAAAAUGAAAUAGAUGAUAAUAAUGAUCUAUUUGUACAUAUUAGCACAGAAACUCAUAAAAAUACUUACUUUCAUAAUUGUUCCAAAGAUGGUAUGAUUUUGUACAAAUGUAUAUGGUGUCAAUCAAUAAUACAGGAAAAUUCUUCAAUUGUUCAACAUUUAAAACAGAAGACUCAUUUAAUAAAUUUAAGCAAUGCUUUGAAACACAUGAAAGUAGAAACAACCAGAACUGUUUGAAAGAAAUGUGCUUCUUAUGCUUCGAUAGUUUAAACAUUAGAUUUUUAAGUAAUAUAAGAACUAAUAUUGUCUAUCUGUGUUCAAUUUGCAGUUAAAAAAUGGCCGGUAUUCACAGUUUAAUUCAACAUUAUAAAAAAAAAAUGCAUUUACCGCAAAUUGAACUGUUUUUACGUGACCAAGAGAAUAAGGAUAAUGUCGAUAUUAAGAUAUCACCAUUAACAGAUACUUUUAACAAACUAUCUAUUACUGAUAACAAAUCUCAAAGUUCAAAUGUAUGUGAUAAAGACUUGAUUGUACCAAAGAAUAUACAUGAACAGCUUAUGAAGGAGAUUAAUUCUUCAUGUAUUGUUAGUAACACUAAAAACAAAGCAAAGCGUAAAAAAGCUACAUUAAGUGAAUAUUUAAACAAAUUUUACUGUUUAGAGUAUCUUGAACUUGAAAAGCAAAUGUAUACCUUAACAGAGGAGAAAAUUAAUGACAUUAAAUUUUAUUUUAAAUUUAUUAUUCAACAUGACACAGACAACUUUUUCUGCAUAGCCUGUAAAACACAAGUUUCAAAGGAAUUAUAUUUGUUAUAUGAACACACUCGUAUGUUGGCACAUAAAGCACAUAUUGCCCAAAUUCAAGUUGAUGGCAGUAACAAAGAUUGGAUAGAACAAUAUGUGAGAAUGUUUGCAAAAGAAACUAUAAAAUGUUAUGUUUGUAAUAUUAAAUUCGCAAAUAAUUUAAAUAAUUUUAGUACUCAUAUUAAAAGCAAAGCGCACAAACUAAAUCAUAAAGAAUGUCGUACACGCAUAAGUAGUACUAUUGAUUCUAUAUUGGAAGAUUUCAGUAAUUUAUAUUAUAGUAUACAAAGAUUUGCUUGCGUUAUAUGCGAAAAGAAUACAAGAUAUAAGAUAGAAUUCAUGGAACAUAUUGUAAAAGAACACAAAAACCUACAACAUUGUAAAUUUGACUUCUGUAUUCCUUGUGCUACCUUGUGGUUGAGUACAUCAAAUUCAUAUGAGAAUCACUGUAGUGAUGUAAUACACAAAUAUUUACUAAAAAGUAAAGAUUUUAUGGUCGAGGACCUCCCUGAAUGUAUGAAAAAAUUGUUAACAGAAGUUGAUAGUACUGUGAAAAUUUUAUUCGAACAAACAAAAGUUGUAACAAAGGACAAUAUUCAAGAGAAGGUGAGAAAAUCUUUGGAAACUAGAGCAAAAACAUUCUCUCCAAAAGCUAGAGCAUUUUUAUUUGGUUCCCGAAUGAUUGGAAUUGGAUUUACAAAUAGUGACAUAGACAUAUACAUUGAUUGUGAAAAUACAUAUUAUGGAAACAAGAAGGAGGUAUUAAGAGAUCUUCUAAACAUGGAAAAAGCUAUAUGCACAGAAGAUGUUUGGUUAAUAAAAGAAACAUUAACAGAAUGUCAAGUGCCUAUAAUAAAAUUAAUAUAUAAACCAAGACACUUAGACUGCGAUAUUUCAUUUAAAGAUGGCCUUGCGGUGGAAAAAUCGAAGCUUUUACGAUCAUAUUACGUUGCGUGUCCACCUUGCAAAAAAUUGACGUUAUUUGUAAAGAAAUGGUUUUCCUUUUCCAAUUUACCCGAAGGUCAUGGUUUAAUCAAUUAUGCACUUUAUUGGCUUGUUAUAUUUUACCUACAAACACAGUCACAUUUACCAAGCGUCGCUAAAUUAAUAAAAAAAAAGAAUAAAUCUAAAUUUCUGGAUGAUUGGGAAAUUGGAUUUGCAUCACCUAAAUGUAAAGAUAUGCAUGUACACACUAUAACAGAAUUGUUACAAGAAUUUUUCGAAUAUUAUGCAAAUUUUGACUAUCAAAAUUACAUUGUAUGCCCACUUAUGGGCUUUUUAAUUCCUAAAAAAUGUUUUUCAUCGAAAGUUUUACCCUUGGAAAUGCAACCUUACAUCGAACAUUUGAAAACAUCUACGAAAUGCCAAUUUUUGCGGAUUGAUUCAUCAUUGUGUAUACAAGAUCCGCUGGAACUAUCUCAGAAUCUUACGAAGGGCGUGACUAGCAUUACUUUAAAAUACUUUAAACGAUACUGUCAAGAUAGUGCAGCAAUACUGAAAUCUAAAAUGUAAAAACUACUUUAUACUGAAAUGCGAUUUUUAUGUAAUACAGCUGUAAGAAAAUCAGAAUCAUUUUAAUUUAUCUAAGAUUUAUUAGAAUACACAAUAGAUUGAAGUACCUGUUAAAUAGAUAUUCAAAACUGCGUAAAAUCAAUAAUUUCUUACAUAUACUAAGUUUAUUUUGGAUACUAGUAAAAUGCUACUAGUUUUUAUUAUUUUUUAAAGUAUUACAGACUUUUUAUUUUAUUUUAUCAAAUUUUCAUUUAAUAGAAAAAUUGUAUUAAUGAUUGAUGUUCCGUAAUUAAAUAGUUUUAGGAAUUAA